This is a messenger RNA of Stylonychia lemnae, 3156 nucleotides long. Lineage: Eukaryota; Ciliophora; Spirotrichea; Sporadotrichida; Oxytrichidae. The record is from the annotation of a GenBank genome assembly.
AUGAGGAAAGUACAGGAGCAAGAAACUAAGCUUUAGAAGAUGAGCGAAGAUGAAAAAAGAAGAGAUGAGCAUCUAAAAAAAAGAAAAGAAGCCUGGGAAGAAAAACUUAAGAAAAAGCAGGAAAAUGAGGAGCUUUUGAAGAUGCAAAGAGAUUUAAAGAAAUAAAAAGAAGAUGAAUUAUUGAAAAAUAACAAGAAAUAUAACAGUGAAGGUGAUACUUUGAGAUAGUAAAGCAGCAAGAUCCUUGGAGUUAAUGAUGAUAAGAAAUUAAAGGAUUUUGAGUAUUAGAGAAAGAUUGAGGAAGCAAAGAAGAAGAACUCAGAUUUUCUUGAACAAUAAAGAUAGUUUCAAGAGUAAAAAUAAAGAGAAUUAGAUGAAAGAGAAAAUAAAUUGAAAGAAAUUUAGGAGUAAAAGAGAAAGGAAUAAGAGCUUAGAAAUAAAGAAUAGAGGGAGUUACAUGAUGAAAAAUUAAGAUAAAAAUAACUGAAGGCUUAAGAAUAUGAGAAUAGAAAGAAGAGCGAGAUUGAGAACAAAUUAAAAAAGAAUGAUGAGAAACUAAAGUACUUUGAGGAUGAAAAAAACUAAUAAAAGCAAGAAAAACUAAGCUAGAAUAAGGUGAUUACAGAGUGCAAAAGAUAAAAGAAGACAAAGAAAAGCAGAUAUGAGAUAAAGAAUUGGCUAAAUAAGAAUUAAAAAGAGAAAAAGACUAUUAAAGACAUUUGCAGCAAGUGGAUCAAAAUUAAAGAAUCGCGUAACUUGAAACUAAAAUUAAGGACAAGGAAUAAAGAGGAGAGAUUUGUAAAAUAGCAACUGCUUGAUAAAAACAUGAGUAGGAUAAAGUAGCAAAGAGAAGAAGAAGCAAAUAAAGUUUUGUAAAAAAUAUAAUUAGUUGAAGAAAGACUAGUAAACAUAGAAAAUUCGAACUUUCUUAUUGAUAAAAAGGCAAGAGAAGAUGAAAAGAAGAGGAAAUUGAGGGAUGCCUUUGAAUAAAAAGAUAUAAACUAGAAAAAAUUAGAGGAGAUAUAAGAAUAAAAGAAAAGAGAAAUUGAAGAAAAAGAGAGAAAAAUAUAGGAGUAAGUUGAGAGAAGAAAGAGGGAACUAUAAGAUUAGAUGAGAGAAAAGUAGUAAUUACUGAACGAGAAAUUAAGGGAAAAGUAAGAAAAGAAAAGUGAACUAGUAAAUAUGAAAAAAUCUGAAAUUGACAGCUCUAUUUAAAAUGCUGAGUAAAGGAAAAAAGCUUUUGAGGAGGAAAGAGAACGUCGAAUUUAAGAAGAAAGAGAAAAGGCAAAGAUUAAAUAAUAAGAAAUUGAGAAGCUAUAAAAAGAUAUGCACUAAAGGGAAAAUGAAAAGAAACAGAGAAUACUAAGUUCGAUGGACGAAGCAGAUUAUAGACUAAAAAAAUUAGAAGAAGAAAAGAAAGAGAAAAUGAGAUAAAAGAAAGAAUAAGAUAUGAUAAAGAGAAUGGAUAGAGAUCGACAGAUCUAGUCUGCAAUGGAGCUAAAGUAGAAAUAAAUGCAAGAUGUACAAAGUAAACUUGAAAACAUGAAUUAGAAUAUAAGCAGAGUAUUAAAAUAAAAGGAAGAUCAGAUAAAAGAGAAAAAGAUGAGGGAAGAAUUUGAAAGACAGUAAAAGAUGUUUGGUAAAUCUAGAGCCAACGAAAUGAAGGAAAAAGAUAAUGAAAAACUUCUAGAAAAAAUGAGAGAAAAAGAGGAUAGGUAUAAAAAGCUUAAAUUGGAGAAAGAAGAGUAUUCAAAAUUCUAUGGAGACUUGAAAAAGGAAUUAGCAAUAAAGAAGAGUAGUUAUGAAGGGGAAAUUCAGAAAAAGCUAAGAAAACUUGUUAAUUUGAUUGAUAUACUAUUAACUUUAAUAACUUUAAUUAUAAAUACAAUUAGUCAAAUGAGCGAUUCAGAAUUUGAUGAUGAUGACUUUAUCGAUGAAGAUGACGAUUUCUCAGAUGAAGAGGAGGAUGAAGAUUCUAUUGAGGAUGACGAUGACUCAGAGGAAGUAGAGAGAAAAAGUAAGAAGAGAAGUCUUAAUAAACUAGAGACUAAAAUAGCAAUGCAAGGUUAGGUCAAGAUGAAUAAAAAAUCUAAACCAUCAGCUGCUCCUAAAAAGAAACGAGAAGAAAAGAAAGAAUCUAAGGAUGUUAAGAAGGAUUAAAAGGGUCCAAAAGAGCCAAAAGUAUCAAAGGAACAUAAGGAACCAAAGGAGCCAAAAGAAGCUAAAAAACAAAAAGCUCCUAAAGAACCAAAGCCUGAAGUUGAAAAAGUAGUAAAAAAAACUUAGAAAGAAUUAAAGGAAGAGAAGAAAGAGGAAGAUAGAUUGAAUGAUCUUGCUGAGGACAAAAUUUACUUUUAUAAAAAAUUAAAUGAUGAGGAGAAAAUUAGAGCCUAGGCAGAUAUAUAGGAAUUUGUUCUAUAGAUUCUUGACUCAAAAGAUGUGCCUCUUCAAGUAUUAUCUGAUUUGGUAUUGAGAAAUAAUUUAGCGAAUCCCAAAGCAAACUCUGAUUUUCUAAUUAAUGAGUUAAGAUAAGAAUUUACAAAGCAUGAAGUAUAAGCCGAUUUAUGCUUCAAACUUUUCGAGCAAUUGACUCAAACAAUAUAUUAACUCAAGCCAAGCAUUUUGCAGACUAUGUUUUUCCCUAAUAGAGAUAAUGAAAAAAGACUAGCAGCUGUUUUAAGAAAAGCCAAAAAAUCACUAGAUAUUUGUGUUUUUGCUUUUACAAAUGAUAGGUUAAGAGAUGCAAUUAUUACCGCCUUUAACAAUGAUGAUGAAUGUUCAAAGUUCAUGGGCGCUGAUAUUUAUUAAUUAGGAUUGCUCGGAAUUCCAUGUACAAUGGAUGACAAUUAGAAAGUCCAUAUGCACAAUAAAUUCGCAAUUGUUGACAAAAUAGUAUUAGUGACUGGUUCAUUUAACUGGACUUCAUAGGCUGUCAAUUAAAAUCAGGAAAAUUUAAUAGUCAUUGAAAAUGCUUAGCUGAUCGAUGCUUAUUAAUAGGAAUAUGAUAUGCUUUGGGAGCAAUUUUCUGUUAAUAGAUUAACAAAGGAAGCUUGUGUUUAGAGAUUAGAAGAAGAAGAGAAAACAAAAGUACUGAGAGUAGAGAAAAUGAAUGAGGCAAGAAAAUAAAAACAGGCUGAAAAAAACAACAACAAAUGA